This is a messenger RNA of Dentiscutata erythropus, 846 nucleotides long. The record is from the annotation of a GenBank genome assembly. NCBI's taxonomy places the organism in Eukaryota, Fungi, Glomeromycota, Glomeromycetes, Diversisporales, Gigasporaceae.
UUAAAUUGAUAUGGAAUGCUACAGAAAAAAGUGUUUCUUCAGUAAUAUUUAAUGGCGAAACUGUGACAGUUUUAAGUCAAGCUCGUUCUCGUUCAAUUAUUGUGGAUUUGGAUGAACCAGAUUCAGUGAUUAUAAAAGGUGAAACUUAUAAAAAAUUAAAUGAAAAGAAACUAUCGAAAGUCUCAAUCGAUGAUGACAGUCAACCCUUCAGAAAUCAAAAUGAUAAUCAUGCUCAGCAAAAAGAAAGUGACAAUGAAACAUCGUCGCAAAUUGAUGAACUAGAAGAUGAGAUCAUGUCAAAUAAAAAAAAAAACAAGCAAAAUUCCAAUUCAUAUAAACGUAUUGAUGUAUUAUCAGAAGACGAAAUAAUGCUCGAUGUCUCCUCGCCGUCAGCUAAUGAAGAUGAAAUUUCAAAUGUUUCAAUUCCAGCUGAUCAAAAUGAUUACUCAAGAGUUAUAAUAUAUCCUCAUGAAAUAUCGAAUAUUGAUACAGAAGAACAACAUUCACCAAAUAAUUAUGGAAAUAAUCAUCAGUUGAUCGAAGAAAAUGAUGGGAAUACCCUUCUAGAGAGAAUCGUUGUCGAUGAUGAACUCCGGGCUGAAAGGACACACGAAAUAUCAUCAAAAAUUGUUGAAAACAUUGAAGAAAUCGAUAAACCACCAUUACAAAACAGUAAAAAGAAGCAAAUUGAAGAUGAAAUGCUUAAUGAAGAGAGUUUUAUAUCAGACGAUGAUGAAGUAGACAAUGUCUCCUCGUUGUUAAAUACAAGCGGCCAAGUAUAUACUUUAGCUGGGGACCAAGGGUCCGAUGAGGAAAUUGAGGAAGUUACUGCAAAUAAAAUUGAAA